This is a messenger RNA of Lachancea meyersii CBS 8951, 753 nucleotides long. The record is from the annotation of a GenBank genome assembly. Lineage: Eukaryota; Fungi; Ascomycota; Saccharomycetes; Saccharomycetales; Saccharomycetaceae.
AUGACAGAAUAUAUCGGCGAAACUUCCAGAACUGGGAGCAGCGAGGAAAGUGGAACCUACGACGAAUGGAUCCCGUCAUUUUGCCAUCGUUUCGGACACGAAUAUUUCUGUCAGGUGCCCACAGAAUUCAUAGAGGAUGACUUCAAUAUGACGGGCCUUGCUCAAGAAGUCCCACAUUACCGCAAGGCACUCGAUCUGGUACUAGAUCUAGAAGCUAUGAGUGACGAGGAAGCACAAGACUCCGAGGAGCCCGUCAGUCGCAGCAUCAUCGAACACGCAGCGGAACAGCUGUAUGGGCUCGUCCAUGCGCGCUACAUCCUUACGAAACCGGGUCUUCAGGCCAUGGCGGAGAAAUUCGACCACAAAGAGUUUGGAAUCUGCCCCCGCUACUAUUGUGCAAGCAUGCAAAUGUUGCCAUGCGGACUCACUGACACUUUGGGCAAAACCACCGUGCGUCUGUACUGUCCCAGCUGUGGAGACCUGUACCUCCCGCAGUCUUCACGCCAUCUGUGCCUAGAAGGUGCAUUCUGGGGGACCUCGUUUCCGGGCGUUUUCCUCAAACAUUUCAAAGAGCUCGAGGACUACGUGGACCGCAAGACUAAAGAUACUUACCAACUCAAAGUUUUCGGCUUCAAAAUAUCCGACGAAGCUCCUUCCGGGUCUCGUAUGCGCUGGCUCAGACAGUACCCGAAGACAGAGGAGGAAUUGUCGGAAUUUGAGAAAUGCGAGUUCGCAAUCCCGCAGGUUCAGUAG